AUGGCCAACGAUCUGGAAGUCCUCCUGGGUAUGGGCUUUGAUGCUCAGAGAGCAGAGCUGGCAGUUAAGAAGACCGGCGGCCUCCAAGGAGCUCUGCAAUGGCUAGAAGAUAACCAGGACAAAUCGUGGGAGGAGAUAAGCAAGCCCGCGGAAGCAGACGACGAGGAGGGAAACCAGUCGAUCGAAGCGAAGCCCCUGGAGGCUGGCGAGGUAGCUAAGUCGAUGGUGUGUGAGGACUGCGGGAAGAAGCUGCGGAGUAUGAUGCAAGCGCAAGCCCAUGGAGAGAGAACUGGGCAUGAGAACUACGCAGAGUCCGCGGAAGAGCUUGCGCCUCUGACCGAAGAGGAGAAGAAGCAGAAGUUGGAAGAGCUGAGACAGAAAGCUGCGGAACGAAAGGCUUUGAAGGCCAUCCAAGACAGAGAGGAGGCCAAGGCAAACGAGAAAAUCAGAAUGAAGGCCACCAAGGAAGUCCAAGACGCAAAGGAGAACCUGGCCAAGCAGGAGCAGAUCAAGGCUGCCGCAAAGAAGCGCCAGGAGAAAGUCGACGACCUCGCCGCGAAGCGCCGCAUCCAAGAGAAGAUCGCCGCCGACAAGGAAGCUCGUCGUCUCAAGGCCGAACAGCAAAAGGCCGAGCGCGAAGGCAAGGCUCCUCCUCCCGAUCCAUCCCUCGCUGCGGCUGCAGCGGCCCAAGCCGCGUCCAGCUCCACACCAAAGAAAGCCGUCACAGAUGCUCGAUUGAGAUUACAGACCGUCACGGGGGUUGUAAUGAAGACUUUCCCCGCCGAGACGACUUUGUUCGAGGUUGCUCAGACUUUGGAGACGAAUAAUGGGGGUGUUGCGGUCGAGAGCUUCACCAUGACGUAUCCCAAGAAGACAUUCAGCAGCAUCGAUUUUGGGCAGUCUCUGAAGGAAGCUGGGUUGGCACCUAGUGCUGUCCUAAUUGUGAAGUGA
This is a messenger RNA of Drepanopeziza brunnea f. sp. 'multigermtubi' MB_m1, 951 nucleotides long. RefSeq lists its product as uncharacterized. The record is from RefSeq and is a predicted model, not a curated record. Gene Ontology annotation, molecular function: K48-linked polyubiquitin modification-dependent protein binding. Gene Ontology annotation, biological process: negative regulation of protein ubiquitination; negative regulation of proteasomal ubiquitin-dependent protein catabolic process; negative regulation of protein K48-linked deubiquitination. NCBI's taxonomy places the organism in Eukaryota, Fungi, Ascomycota, Leotiomycetes, Helotiales, Drepanopezizaceae. Gene Ontology annotation, cellular component: nucleus; cytoplasm.